Messenger RNA from Nematostella vectensis (starlet sea anemone), 998 nucleotides. Its product is annotated as methylglutaconyl-CoA hydratase, mitochondrial. Gene Ontology annotation, cellular component: mitochondrion. The record is from RefSeq and is a predicted model, not a curated record. The transcript has 7 exons. Gene Ontology annotation, biological process: fatty acid beta-oxidation. Lineage: Eukaryota; Metazoa; Cnidaria; Anthozoa; Actiniaria; Edwardsiidae. Gene Ontology annotation, molecular function: enoyl-CoA hydratase activity. Bases 3 to 977 code for a protein of 324 amino acids.
AGAUGACUCAACCAAUCGGAGACUGUUAUUUGACGGGUUCCAAGAUGUCGGCCGCCACGAUGAGAAGUUCUGUGGGAAAAUUGUUUGGGUUUUCGUCCAAAUGCCGGGGCACAGAAGGAGCUUUCCUUAUAUUCACGAGAAGAUUAAGUAGCACGCCAGCGUCAGCAGGAGGAAAGGAAAAAGAAUUCCGCCUAGAGUAUCUGGAAGGGUCCCAUGAAGGGAUAGCCUUAUUCACUUUUAACAGACCAGAAGCAAAAAAUGCCAUGAGCAAGAAUUUCUUAAAACUGUUUUUAGAAGCCCUUGCUUCCGUCAAGCAUGACAGCAAAGUGCGAGCUGUGAUUGUUAGGAGUGCUGCUCCAGGCAUUUUCUGUGCUGGGGCUGAUUUGAAGGAAAGGGCCAAGAUGGCACCUUAUGAGGUGGCACCAUUUGUAUCCAGUGCCAGGGGAGCUAUCAUGGACCUCAGUAAUCUGCCCAUGCCAACAAUUGCAGCACUUGAUGGACACGCUAUGGGAGGAGGGCUGGAGCUAGCUCUCGCAUGUGACUUCAGAGUUGCAUCCAGCAAUGCCAAGAUUGGCUUGACAGAAACUAGACUGGCUAUCAUUCCAGGGGCAGGUGGCACUCAAAGACUGCCUAGGCUUGUUGGCAUUUCCAAAGCCAAGGAACUCAUCUUCACUGGUCGAGUUGUUAGUGGGAUGGAAGCAGGCUCAAUAGGACUGGCUGACAUUGCUGUCGAUCAGAAUAAAGAGGGGGAUGCUGCCUUCCAGAGAGCUGUCAGACUAGCUGAGGAAAUACUGCCACAGGGUCCUGUAGCCAUUAGGAUGGCAAAACAGGCCAUCAACAAGGGAAUUGAGGUUGACCUAAAUACUGCUAUGUCGAUAGAAGAAAUGUGUUAUGCCCAGGUCAUUCCAACGAAGGACAGAAUUGAAGGAUUGACUGCGUUUAAAGAAAAGAGACCUCCAAAGUACACUGGGCAAUAAAAGAACUAAAUUUUCUUUUGA